Molecule: messenger RNA, 564 nt
Organism: Melampsora larici-populina 98AG31
Lineage: Eukaryota; Fungi; Basidiomycota; Pucciniomycetes; Pucciniales; Melampsoraceae
Exons: 4
Coding region: 1-564 (187 amino acids)
Source: RefSeq, a predicted model, not a curated record
AUGACUCCACUUACAGCCAAGAUCUCAGCAAUCCUUACUGCGAAAAGCAAUGCCACGCUAUUGCACCUCUGCUUGCGCGAAGGCGAUUCAGCUUGGCACCAGAGCGAAACCAAGCUGAUCUUGAAAGAUCAACGAGGCGACCCCUUGCCCUGCAACCUCAGAGCUUAUGGUUUGCUCAUGGCGGACAACGUGCUCAUACAUAAUCACACCUAUCACAUCCAUGGUCCGGUGGGGGUAGAUCCCAAUAGCGGCGCUUUCAUUAAGCACAGCUGCAUCACCCAGACUUUGGUGGCGACUGUACCACCUCAACAAGGCGAUCUGGCUGCAAAAGCCUGGAUCAAUUCGACCGGGAAGGUUCUGAGAGUUGUUUGGGACAACGUCAGUGAAGAAGGUGAAUGGCACCUAACUGUUCAAGCAGAGCAUGAAAUCUUCAACCCGGAUUUAUCCGAGAUGGAAGACAUCCAAGUCAAUACCAUGAUGACUUUCGAAGGGCUCGUCAUUUCCAAAGAUCAGGAAAAUAAUGAACUCAUUGUUCAAGUGCUUAGCCAUGGUUUCGUCGCCUAG